GCCCUUUUCAAAGAUGGCUGGUGGGUUGCGUGCGCGUGUGCGUUGAGACGGCUCGACAUAGCUGUAGCAGCGCCUGAGGAGAGCUGCGGCUGAAACGCGGCCUGCUUGUGUGGGAUACCGAAGGCGGCUUGGUUCAAUCAAGAUGUCAGAAGGGACUUCGGGGAAUGAUACUGGGAAUCCUGGUGGCGGCAAUCGGCCCACGCUUACUGCUGCACGGGGACUGAUAGGGAGGAGAACUACUGCCCCAAUUACCCCAGGCCGCCUGCCUUCCAUCCGCUCCAGAGACCUGACCCUUGGUGGAGUAAAAAAGAAAACCUUUGUCCCUAACAUAAUUAGCAGGAAGAUCAAAGAAGAGCCAAAAGAGGAUGUUAACAUCAAGAAAGAGAAAAAGGAGCGUGAUCGAGACCGGCAGAGAGAUGCUCAUGGACGAAGUAGAGGGAGGCCAGAGGUCAUCCAGUCUCACUCCAUCUUUGAGCAAGGUCCAGCAGAAAUGAUGAAGAAAAAAGGCAGCUGGGAUAAGGCUGUGGAUGUGUCUGACUUCGGCCCAUCCCACAUCAUCAACAUAAAGAAAGAGAAAAGAGAGACGGACGAGGAAACCAAGCAGAUCUUGCGCAUGCUUGAGAAGGACGAUUUCCUUGAUGAUCCAGGCUUGAAGAAUGACAUCCGGAACAAGCCAGUUCAGCUCCCUCUCACCCAUUCAGGCUGGCUUUUCAAGGAGGAGGGCGAUGAUCAAGAGGAUGUCAAGCCUUUGAGCUCCAGCACCGAGGAGGAGGAGAUGGAAGUAGAUGUAUCUUCAGUGAAAGUGAAAGAGGAGCCCCACGAUGAAGAAGCCCCACCUGUCCUCAAACCAACUCCUGCAAAAGCACCCCCUCCCUUCCCGCAGGAUGUGUCCGUGGCAGAGCUGCUGCAAAGACUGAGCCUCUGCAAGGAGGAUGAGUUGCUCUUUCUGCAGCUGCCAGAUACGCUGCCAGGACAGCCGCCAACACAGGACACGAAGCCCAUCAAAACUGAGGUGCAAACUGAAGAUGGACAGAUGGUGGUGAUCAAGCAAGAGAAGAACCAGGAAGCCAAAGAAGCGGAGAACAUCUGCACCCUCGGGGACCUGUCUGAAGGGCAGGUGGGGAAGCUGCUGAUCCGCAAAUCAGGGAAGGUGCAGCUGGUUCUGGGCAGGGUGACUCUUGAUGUGACCACAGGGACUCCCUGCUCUUUCCUUCAGGAACUGGUGUCAGUGGGCAUUGGAGACAAUAGGAGUGGUGAGAUGAUCGUCCUGGGCCACGUGAAGCACAAGCUGGUCUGUGCCCCCGAUUUUGAAUCCCUGCUGGAACAGAAACAUCGAUAGAGAGAAUGGGCUAUGUCAAAGCCCUAUGGACAAGACUGCUGGUCCUUCUUCGGGGUUCCUUUAUAAGCAGCAGCAGCAGCAGCGACUUGGGUUGCCCAGAAGUGCCCUGUUCUUAAGCCGAUGAAUGCAGAGGUAUUCCAGAGAAGACCCCUAGCCAAGACCAGCCACAUUGCAGUGGAAUGAAACUGUGUGACAUCCUGCUGCAUUUGGGCCUCUAGAGCUCUAAAACCUUCUGUGGAAGAUGCUCUAAGAGCAGUAGAAGUCAAGGGGUUGACGGAUCCUUCCUCACAGGUCUAAUUUAGAUGCAAUUUUAUUUAUAGGGGGCAAGACUCAUACUUGAACAUUUGUGCUUGCUAUGGAGACUUUAAUUUUGUGUGUCAAUCCCAGACAUGAGAGCCCUAAGCAAAAACUGGGGAAGGGUGGAGAGGUUGGCUGUGAGCAGAGGUUGGCUGUUCAGGAGCCAUUUCCUGCAGAUGAAGAGGAAUUAUGCCCUCAUCCCAAACCUUGUGACUUGCUGUGCCCAUAAUGGCAGUUCAGGUGUUCCAAAAACAAUGGCAGGUUUCUUUGGAGAAAUUGUAAAACAACAUGCAGGCACAUAGGCAGGAGAAGAACACUGUCACUCUUCUAGUCUUGUUUUUGUUCCCUGUACAAUUCCCUGAAAUUCUUAUGCCUGAAAUUUCCAAACGCUGCAGUGCCUGCUGUCCCUGAUGAAGUGAUGGUGGGAAGGAUGAUGAAGAUGCUGAUCGUGGGAUAGGUUUAUUUUUCCCUGCACUUGAAUGAGGGAUCUUUUUUUGUCCCAGCAGCUGUGAAUCAUGCAUAUAAAACAGAUUCUGGCUAUUCAUCAUUGAUGAGGGAGAGCAGUACGGGAGAUUGUGCCAAAAUAAAAUGAAUCAGUACCACUAAUUGUAUUCCUGAGAUGAAAGUUUGCCUAUUAACAGUCUGACUUAGGCUUAGGACCAUCCUGCUUUCACCUUCUAGCGUACUUUUUGUCUGCAGGUAUGAUGACGAUGACAGAGUUGUAGAGCAUUUGCUGUUUAUCAUGCCGGGGAAACGCAGGACAAUGAGACUUUAGGGCAGCGAUGAGGAACCUGUGGCCCCCCAGAUACUGUUGGACCCCAACUCUCAUUAGUUCCAGCAAACACAGCCAAUGGCCAAGGAUGAUGGGAAUUAUAGUCUACCACCAUCUGGAGGGCCACAGGUUCUCCAUCCCUGCUUUAAUGUUUUUUUAGAGAACAGGAGUGAAGUCUGCAGUCUUCUGUUAAAGUUUUAUUUUAAAAAUCAAGAUGGGGAAGUUUAAAAAAAAUCUGCUGUAAAAGCUAAACAUUAAUGCUACUGGAACCAGCUCCAUGUUCAGGCACUACUCUUAAAUGUCUUAUGUGAUCCCUGUUAAGGAACUCUGAUUGCUGUGGUGCAGUGGCAAAGUUGUCAGACUGGACCUGGUGGCUGUGUAUCCAUAAAUAAAAAUGGCUUUUUGGCUCUGCAUACAA
Molecule: messenger RNA, 2826 nt
Organism: Rhineura floridana
Lineage: Eukaryota; Metazoa; Chordata; Lepidosauria; Squamata; Rhineuridae
Gene: POLR3D
Product: RNA polymerase III subunit D
Exons: 9
Coding region: 143-1339 (398 amino acids)
Biological process (GO): transcription by RNA polymerase III
Cellular component (GO): RNA polymerase III complex
Molecular function (GO): DNA binding
Source: RefSeq, a predicted model, not a curated record